This is a messenger RNA of Penicilliopsis zonata CBS 506.65, 1194 nucleotides long. RefSeq lists its product as hypothetical. The transcript has a single exon. NCBI's taxonomy places the organism in Eukaryota, Fungi, Ascomycota, Eurotiomycetes, Eurotiales, Aspergillaceae. Gene Ontology annotation, molecular function: hydrolase activity. The record is from RefSeq and is a predicted model, not a curated record. Bases 62 to 970 code for a protein of 302 amino acids.
CUUCAACCAGAAUGACAACAUCGUUUUCAUAGAUACUACAGCCCGACCGUCUAUCUAAAAUAUGGAAUUCGGAGGCAAUGAAACAGGCUUAGAUGCCCUUCUUCGUCGCUCAGAGCAGGAGAGUAUCCGGAGACGCCUGCUCAGGUCCCCCGUCACAGUGAUCGCAGAACUGAUCUACCGCCAUUUUUCCCUCCGCGCUGAAAGAAGCCAUAUCAAUGAACAACCCGUCCGCGUGGUGUGUAUUUCAGACACACACAACACCCAGCCCGCCUUGCCAGAUGGAGAUAUCCUAAUCCAUGCCGGCGACCUGACCCAAUCGGGGACUCGGGCAGAGCUCGAAGCACAGAUCGAAUGGCUUCACAGCCAGCCACACCGGUUCAAGGUCGUGAUUGCAGGGAACCAUGAACUGUGUCUUGACCAGAAGCAAUUGACAGAGAGAUCCAUUGACUGGAGAUCCCUUCACUACCUGGAAAACUCCUCUGUGACUCUAGACCUUGGUUGCAGACGCCUAAAGGUAUUCGGGUCCCCGUAUACGCCGAAACACGGGAACUGGGUCUUCCAGUACGCCCGAGCCGAAAAUAUAUGGGACGAUAUUUCAAUACCCGCCAACCUUGACAUCCUCGUCACACACGGUCCACCCCGGACGCAUCUGGAUCUAGGGCGGUUCGGGUGCCAGUUCCUUCGGGAGUGGUUGUGGUCAGCACAGCGGAAACCCUGUCUCCAUGUGUUUGGACAUGUGCAUGGUGGGUACGGGAAGGAGACUGUCGCCUGGGAUGGUCUGCAACGGGCAUAUGAGGGUGUGAUGGAUGGGAAGGUCAAAUACACCAAUCUGGUCAGCUUGGGAUACCAUGCUCUUCUGCGAGUGGUGGGUAUUGUGAAUCCAACUCAACGUACUGUGUUCGUGAAUGCGGCUGCAGUGGGAGGCGUUCGAGAUGAGAAGCAACGAGGUGCUAUUUCUGUUGAUAUUUGAGGCAUUUGUCAAUGUAGACUGCGUUCUCCUUCCAUCGAGCACGCAGGAAGAGUCAGGGGAGGAGGUAGUGGUGAAGAAAGUCAGAAAAGAUAAAAUUAAGAGGAGCUCGGUGAGGCAGGUGACCAUCAGGUGACUACUGGGUAUCUAUGGUCUAUCAUUAAAAUCUAAUAGCUACACUAUAGAGAUAUCCCUGCCAGUAUAUGGAUCUGUGCAUCAGACUGGGU